This is a messenger RNA of Chrysemys picta bellii (western painted turtle), 1141 nucleotides long. It is a transcript of the gene PAXX, whose product is annotated as PAXX non-homologous end joining factor. The record is from RefSeq and is a predicted model, not a curated record. Gene Ontology annotation, biological process: double-strand break repair via nonhomologous end joining. NCBI's taxonomy places the organism in Eukaryota, Metazoa, Chordata, Testudines, Emydidae. Gene Ontology annotation, molecular function: molecular adaptor activity. Gene Ontology annotation, cellular component: site of double-strand break; nucleus; nonhomologous end joining complex.
GCUCGCCCCGCCCCUUCCUGCCAGGGGAGCAGCCCCCAGCCCCGCUGCCGGGUCCUCGCCCCCGGGAUGGCGGAGCCUGCGGGCCCCUUCCACGCCCUGUGGCACGGGGGGCACCAGUAUCUGUGCUACUGCGCCGCGCCGGAGAGCGGCGGCUUCGAUGUCUAUGUAACCAAUGCAUCCGAGGUGUGGAGUACUGAUUUCACCCUGGAGAAGCUGGAGGGACACAAGUCCCAGAGUGGGAUGUGUCCUUCUGAAGAUUACAGCACAAAGUUCAGAGAAGCUUUUGAGCACAGAGCAGCUGCCUUGACAGUGCAGGACAGCAAAGCCACCCUGCAGCUGAAGGAAGGUACCUGGAGCUUGACUUUUGACCUAUUCAAGCUACCGUGCUCUGAAGCUAGGAAACAGUUGCAGGCGCUGAUGUUUGGCUUAGUGGGGUGUGUCAGCAGCCUGGAGAAACGUCUUGAAGCUGCAGAGGAUGCUGCCGCCGCUGCUGCUUCGUGCAGUCCAGAGAAGAACCUGCUACAGAGCCGAAGGCUGUUGAUCCCAGACCUGAGUCCCAGGAAGAACAGGGGAGGCGGCUCAGCCGUGACAGCCAAGAAACGAGUCCCAGGAGAGUCUCUCAUUAACCCAGGAUUCAAAAGUAAGAAGGCACCGACCGGGGUGGAUUUUGAAGACUCCUGACCCAGCCUGGACCCCUCUGUUGUGCGUCCCCUUAAUGAAGCUUUUUAAUGAGUUGUUCAGACUAGUUUACCGCCUACCUAUGAACGUCCAGCCUCCUGCCACACACCGUGUGUGAAUGCCGAGAGCCUUGCCCCGGCCCUGUGCUCAACCACAUCGUGGGGAGUGGACGUGGCCAGGAGCCCUCCACUAUGUGACCACAAGCCGUGCAGCCGGGGCGGGGAGCAGAGCCUCCAAUGGAGGCCACGGCCUGAGCUCUGGGCAGAGUCGAUGCACACACCAGGGGGUCGAGCCUCACGCUUCCCAGCUGCUCCCUUCAGUCCCCCGCUGCUGGCAGGCCAUCCCGUCGCCGUCGCUCCAUGCAAGGGGCUUGUCAUGAAUUACGUUUUUAAUGACUUUUCUACCAAUGUUUUAACUCCAUGCUGUGUGUCUGUAACUUAUUCUAAAUAAACCCAUGACUCCA